UGAAGCUUUGGCCAUGGAGAAACCCGAGGAAUCCCGCCCUGUGGAGAAACAGUGGAAGUGUAGGGACUGUGGGAAAGGCUUCCGAGUCCCAUCAGCCCUGGAGACUCAUCGGCGCAGUCACACCGGGGAGAGGCCAUUCCCCUGCCCCGACUGUGGGAAGGCCUUCAGACAUUCCUCCCACCUGCUGGCCCACCAGCAGGACCACACGGGGGAAAGACCCUUCAACUGCCCUGAGUGCGGGAAGGCCUUCGUGUUUUUCUCCGCCCUGUUGGCCCACCAGCGGGUCCACACAGGAGAGAGGCCGUUCAGCUGCCCAGAGUGCGGGAAGGCUUUUACCAACAACUCCAACCUGCGGACCCACCAGCGGAUCCACACGGGGGAAAGGCCCUUCAGCUGCCCUGAGUGUGGGAAGGCCUUCAGCGAUUCCUCCACCCUGCGGACCCACCGGCGUGUCCACAUGGGGCAGAGGCCCUUCAGCUGCCCCGAGUGUGGGAAGUCCUUUACCCACGUCUCCUCCCUGAUGAGGCACCAGCGGGUCCACACCGGGGAGAGGCCGUUCACCUGUUCUCAGUGCGGGAAGGGCUUCAUCUGCUCCUCCACCCUGCGGAGCCACCAGUGGGUCCACACCGGGGAGAGGCUCUUCAGCUGCCCCGAGUGUGGGAAGGGCUUCAGCACAUCCUCCACCCUGCUGAAGCACCAGCGGGUACACAGCGGGGAGAGGCCGUACAUCUGCUCUCAGUGCGGGAAGGCCUUCAGCACAUCCUCCACCCUGCUGACCCACCAGCAGGUCCACAACGGGGAGAGGCCGUACAUCUGCUCUCAGUGCGGGAAGGCCUUUACCCAGUCCUCCCACCUGCUGACACACCGGCGUGUCCACACGGGGCAGAGGCCAUUUAGCUGCCCCGAGUGCGGGAAGGCCUUUACCCACGUCUCCACCCUGAUGAGGCACCAGCGUGUCCACAGCGGGGAGAGGCCGUUCACCUGCUCUCAGUGUGGGAAGGGCUUCACCUGCUCCUCCCACCUGCGGAGCCACCAGCGGGUCCACACGGGGGAGAGGCCCUUCAGCUGCCCCGAGUGUGGGAAGGUCUUCAGCAGAUCUUCCUCCCUGCUGAGGCACCGGCGGAUCCACACCGGAGAGAGGCCGUUCAGCUGCCCCGAGUGUGGCAAGGCCUUCAGCAGAUCUUCCUCCCUGCUGACCCACCAGCGGAUCCACACCGGGGAGAGACCAUACACCUGCCCUCACUGCGGGAAGGGCUUCACCUGCUCCUCCAACCUGCGGAAGCACCAGCGGAUCCACACGGGGGAAAGGCCCUACAGCUGUCCCGAAUGUGGGAAGGCCUUCAGGGAUUCCUCCUCUCUGCUGACUCACCAGCGGAUCCACACUGGGGAGAGUCCCUUCAGCUGCCCCGAGUGCAGGAAGGCCUUCAGCAAUUCCUACAACCUGCAGAGCCACCAGCGGGUCCACACAGGGGAGAGGCCAUUCAGCUGCCCCGAGUGCAGGAAGGCCUUCAGCGAUUCCUCUACCCUGCUGAUCCACCAGCGGAUCCACACGGGGGAGAGGCCAUUCAGCUGCCCCGAGUGCGGGAAGGCCUUCAGAUAUUCCUCCUCUCUGCUGAGGCACCAGCGGAUCCACACUGGGGAGAGGCCCUUCAGCUGUCCCGAGUGCAGGAAGGCCUUCAGCGAUUCCUCCGCCCUGCGGAGCCACCAGCGGGUCCACACGGGGAGAGAGUCUCACAGUUGUACAGAAUGCACCCUGCUGACCCACCAGCGGAUCCACACGCGGGAGACGCCCUACAGCUGCCCCGAGUGCGGAAAGGCCUUUACCCAGGUCUCUGGACUGCAAAACCACCAGUGGGUCCACACAGGGGAGAGGUCCUUCAGCUGUCCCGAGUGCAUGAAGGGCUUCAGCAAUUCCUCCUCUCUGCUGAGGCACCAGCGGGUCCACACGGGGGAGAGGCCCUUCAGCUGCCCUAAGUGCGGAAAAGCCUUCAGGGAUUCCUCCUCUCUGCUGAGGCACCAGCGGGCCCACACUGGGGAGAGGCCCUUCAGCUGCCCCGAGUGCAGGAAGGCCUUUAUCCAGGUCUCUGGACUGCUAAACCACCAGUGUGUCCACACAGGGGAGAGGCCGUUCAGGUGCCCAGACUGCAGGAAGGCCUUCAGCAAUUCCUCCUCUCUGCUGAGGCACCAGCGGAUCCACACGGGGGAGAGGCCCUACAGCUGCCCCGAGUGCAGGAAGGCCUUCAGCAAUUCCUCUGCCCUGCUGAGCCACCAGCGGGUCCACACGGGGGAGAGGCCCUUCAGCUGCCCCGAGUGCGGGAAGGCCUUCAGCAAUUCCCCCAACCUGCUGAGGCACCAGCGGGUCCACACAGGGGAGAGGCCCUUCAGCUGCCCCGAGUGCAGGAAGGCCUUCAGCAAUUCCUCCGCCCUGCUGAACCACCAGCGGGUCCACACCGGAGAGAGGCCCUUCAGCUGCCCCGAGUGCAGGAAGGCCUUCAGCAAUUCCUCCGCCCUGCUGACUCACCGGAGGGUCCACACAGGGGAGAGGCCCUUCAGCUGUCCUGAGUGCGGGAAGGCCUUUACCCGCUCCUCCCACCUGCUGAGGCACCAGCGGGUCCACACGGGGGAGAGGCCCUUCAGCUGCCCCGAGUGCGGGAAGGCCUUCAGCAAUUCCUCCGACAGGCUGACCCACCAGCGGGUCCACACUGGCGAGAGGCCAUUCCCCUGCCCCAAGUGUGGGAAGGCCUUCAUCAGCUCCUCCCACCUCCGGAGGCACCAGCGAGUUCACAUUCCAUCGCAGGGGGAUUGAAGGAGUGAAGGCUGAAAGUCCAGUGAAUAAUGACAAUCAGCCCAGCUCCCGGGACACCCGGGUUUGAAUCCCGCUGCAGCAGAUGGCGCUAUACAGGGUAUGGGUUGAAAUUGCUCAGUGAGGCAAUGCUUCCUCCGGGUUACGGCUAUACCAAGGAUCCAAUUAGAAAGGGACAUCUCGGUGCUGACCAAUAGUGAAGACAGUGAGGUUGGGUGGGUGUAUAAGCGUGAGUGAGUGUGCUUUGAUCUUGAGCUGUUUAAAAAGCAGCUACUUUUUCUCUGCCUUUUUGCUGAGGGGGAUUUGAAGCUUUAACAAAGUUGGGUCACAAUAAAGGUGAAGUGAACUUAACGCCGAGCUCAGACUCUCAUUGAAGGCUUUGAGCUCCAAGAGGUUUUGGUUUUAAAGCUACUCAUUCCUUUCAGCCUCCUGCACUAAGCUUCCCAUGUCGCUUAUCAGUUGGAUCAGUGAAUGAGCAGCCAGUAUCGUUAGAAAUUGUAAAUGUUUCAGGAGUGCAGAAUGUGAGAAUUCUAUUCGAGAGGGUUGAGUAAAGAUUUACCAGGAUGUUGCCAAGACUGGAGGGAGGGUUUGAGUUAUCAGGAGAAGCUGGGACUUUAUUCACUGGAGCACAGGAAAUUAAGGGGUGUCAUCAUUGAGAUUGAUAAAAUCAUGGGGAGUGGAGGUAAGGGCUCUUCCUUAGCGUAGGGGAGCUCAAGACUAGGGGGCACAUUUCUUUAAAGUGAGAGGAGAGAGAUUUAAAAGGAACCUGAGCGGCAAGGUUUUGACAGAAGGCAGUUUUCACGUGGAAUGAAGUUGGAUGAGGAUGUGGUAGAUGCAGAUGAAGUUACAAAUUUUAAAUGACAUUUGGAUGAGUACAUGAAUAGAGGGACAUGGGCCAAAUGCAGACAAAUGGGAUCUUAUUGAAGUGGCCUUAUUGAAACCAGUAGAAUUCUGAAAGGGGCUUGACAGGAUUGAUGCAGAUAAAAUGCUCCUUUGUGGGGUGAGUCAUAGAAUGCCAACAAUGUGGGAGCAGGCCAUUCAGCCCAUUUAUUCCAUGCUAGCCCUUCGAAGAGCAUCUCGCCCACAUCCAUCCCAUGGCCCAUCAACCCUAAAUUGCACAUCUAGGGUCACUAUGGGUAAUUUACCACAGCCAAUCCACCCGAACCUUUACACUCUAAUCUAUAAAUUACCUUCUCAAAAAUGACAUUUAAAUGUAGAGUUUUUCUCUAAGCAAAACGUCAGUCUGACUCAACAUUCGGGUGCAGUCAGAAUUCACACUUAUUGUCAGAAAAGCUCUGCAUUUGAAUGACAUUCUUGAGUAGGUAACAAAAAACAAGUUCUGGGAUUAACAUGCUAAAGAACAGAAACCCAUUCUAAAGGUGAAAGAUUUAAUCUAAAAUUGUUUGAUGUGUCACAUUUCCAUGACACUAGAAUCCUUUCGAUAUAAAUUGUGAUCAUGAUCUCAUUCUCCACAGCCACCUGAUGAAGGAGCGGCGCUCCGAAAGCUAGUGCUUCCAAACAAACCUGUUGGAUUAUAGCCUGGUGUUGUGCGAUUUUUAACUUUGUCCAUGGGAUACACAUGAGUUGUGGGACUGGUAACAGUUCUUAUUUUGUGAUCUAUUCCAAGUGAAAUUUCUCCUCUGCGCAGGCACGGGUGAACAGUUUGUUUUUUGUGCUUUGCGCGAGAUCGGGCUAGCAGCUUUUAAAUCCUUAUGUUAAGCAGUCGAAGUAAACUGUCGAUCAGCAACUGUAUUCCGAGAGUGGUACUUCCAGCUCUGGUAAUCCUGUUGCAUCAGAGAGAGGGAGAGGAUGUCACAUCUAAAGAGCAGACUGAAAAGUUAUUUCACUUGUUGAGUCAGUUCCUCCCUCAGAUGAGACUGGAUAUUGCUUUUAAUGGAUCAUAAUUAAAUGCUACAAUGGAACAUCUUAAAUUUGAGGAGGUUUGAAAGGGCAAACAAAACAGUUUCUUUGAAAAGAGAUAUUGUUCCAUUUCUAAUCUUGGGUGACCCAUGAGACAUUUUUACUGAGCGCCAUAAUCAUCUUCCUGCUGGAUUUUUUUCAGGGCAAGCAAUUUCUGGUGAGAGAAAUUCUGCAUCCUGGGAAGGCGGGGAAAUUAACAUAAAAACAGGCUGUUAAAAGCAUUUUAACUGUGGGUCCACGAGCUUUCGUGGGAGCAGUGCAUUUGCCAAAAACAUUUCGGAGGAAUUCUGUCGAACUGUUGGACUGAAAGUAGUUUCCCCACUGAACGUUAAACAGGCAUUGAGAACGUUGCGCAUUAUAGUGUGUUCCUGAGGACCGGAGGAGGAUUGAACUUGCCAACGUGAACCACACUUUGCAGAGAGAGGAAAUUUCUCCGGAUGGAAGAGGUUGAUGGAAGUCAACAAUUGUCAGAUUAUUUCAUGAAAAUAACAGCUGGUAUAGGGAACACCUAGAAGAGGGGCGUGUGUAAUGAGUACACAGAAACAAACUCUUCAGUCCAGGCCAGCCAGAUAUCCUAAAUUAAUCUAGUGACCCAUUUGCCAGCAUUUGGCCCAUAUCCCUCUGAAUGCUUCCUAUUCAUAUCCCCAUCCAGAUGUAUGGUUUUCUUUGGAGAAUACUUGGGUGAGAGCCAAGAUAUGCUAUUACUCAGCCUUUUCCCACUGAGCUUGACCUUUCCUUCAUGUUAAUUGGAGCUGGAAAAGCCUGAAAGCUGAAAAGGAUUUCCUGGGGAAAAAAAACUUUUCCUUUCAGUCGCUACAAGUCAAUAAUUUAUAGAAUCCCUGCAGUGUGGGAAGAGGCCUUUCGGACCAACCAGUCCACACCAACUCUCCGAAGAGCAACCCAUUCAGACCCAUUUCCCUAUGACUCUACACUUACUUCUGAGUAAUGCACCUAACCUACACAUCCCUGAUUACAAUGGGGAAUUCACCUAACCUGCACAUCUUUGGAUUGAGGGAGUAAAACCCACGGCCCUUGAGCCCAGCAUUAAAAAUAAAUGGAAAAAUGGUAGUGGCAAAAGAGAGUGCCGUACUCACAGAAGUGGGACAAAGGAGGGAAGUUGCAGUCCGGCGUGAAGGUGAAUCUUCAUUCAGAGGCAGAGAAUCAACAGCAGGUUCAGAAACUCAUGGUGCACCUUCCGCAUUCAGACAAUAUGGGGGGUUCUGAUUGGCAGGAGGACCGGUCUUCUUCUGGUCCUCCUUGGCAUUCUAUUGGUUCGUCAAAAGUAGUUCGCGCGCCUUUUCGGCGGACAGCAAGAAGCAUGCGCAGUGAUUUGCUGACACCAGCAAAUAUACGUUAUGCAUUACUGACACCGAGGAGCAUGCGCAGUAUGCUCUGCG
Hemiscyllium ocellatum (epaulette shark) is the source of this 6120-nucleotide messenger RNA. RefSeq names its product zinc finger protein 850-like. Gene Ontology annotation, molecular function: RNA polymerase II cis-regulatory region sequence-specific DNA binding; DNA-binding transcription activator activity, RNA polymerase II-specific. The record is from RefSeq and is a predicted model, not a curated record. Gene Ontology annotation, cellular component: nucleus. Bases 14 to 2806 code for a protein of 930 amino acids. Lineage: Eukaryota; Metazoa; Chordata; Chondrichthyes; Orectolobiformes; Hemiscylliidae. The transcript has 4 exons. Gene Ontology annotation, biological process: regulation of transcription by RNA polymerase II.